UAUUACCAUUUUGAUCUUAUUGUCUCUCCUCCUCGAAGAUUGAGAGUUUGUGGAAAUGGGUGCCUUGAGUGAGAAUCUUACCCAGUUUUUGAUACCCAUAGCUGCCUUGGUAGGCAUUGGUUUUGCUUUGCUUCAAUGGUUUUUGGUCUCCAAGGUGAAGGUCUCAUCAUACGAUCAGAGCAAUGGAUAUAAAGCAAAGCUGAUUGAAGCUGAUGAAGAAGAAGAGGGCGUUGACAAUCUUGAGGUUUCGAUCAAGUGUGCUGAGAUUCAACAUGCCAUUUCUGUUGGUGCAACUUCUUUCCUUUAUACCGAGUACAAGUACCUCGGCAUCUUCAUGGGCGUAUUUGCUGUCAUCAUCUUCCUCUUCCUUGGUUCGGUUAAGGGAUUCAGCACUGAAAGUGAACCAUGCACAUAUAACCAAGGAAAUACUUGCAAACCGGCCUUGGCGAAUGCCGCCUUUAGCACGAUCGCUUUCUUGCUCGGGGCUCUUACUUCGGUUCUCUCGGGUUUUCUAGGGAUGAAGAUUGCAACUUAUGCCAAUGCUAGGACCACUCUAGAGGCAAGGAGAGGUGUUGGGAAGGCAUUUAUAAUAGCUUUUCGUUCGGGAGCGGUCAUGGGUUUCCUCCUUGCUGCCAAUGGCCUUUUGGUUCUUUAUAUAUCCAUCAAUUUGUUUAAACUGUACUAUGGUGAUGACUGGGAGGGACUUUUUGAAUCUAUUACUGGUUAUGGUCUUGGCGGUUCUUCUAUGGCCCUCUUUGGAAGAGUUGGGGGAGGAAUAUAUACAAAAGCAGCCGAUGUCGGUGCUGAUCUUGUCGGUAAAGUCGAGAGAAAUAUCCCUGAAGACGAUCCGCGAAAUCCUGCUGUUAUUGCCGAUAAUGUGGGCGAUAAUGUCGGAGAUAUUGCUGGGAUGGGUUCCGAUCUGUUCGGAUCUUAUGCUGAAUCAACAUGUGCAGCCCUUUUUGUUGCAUCAAUAUCAUCCUUUGGUAUCAAUCAUGACUUUACUUCAAUGUCUUACCCCUUGAUCAUUAGUUCAAUGGGAAUUGUGGUUUGCUUGAUAACUACAAUCUUUGCAACUGAUAUGUUUGAGAUUAAGAAAGUAAGUGAAAUUGAACCAUCUUUGAAACGGCAACUCCUUAUCUCCACUGUCCUGAUGACUGCUGGGAUUGCCAUCGUCAGCUUCUUGGCAUUGCCGUCGGAAUUCACUCUCUUCGAUUUCGGAACUGAAAAGCUGGUGAAGAACUGGCACCUUUUCUUCUGUGUUGCUAUUGGCUUGUGGGCUGGACUUGUUAUUGGAUACAUUACAGAAUACUAUACUAGCAAUGCUUACAGUCCGGUGCAGGAUGUGGCGGAUUCUUGCCGGACAGGUGCUGCAACGAAUGUGAUUUUCGGGUUGGCUCUGGGGUACAAAUCUGUCAUCAUUCCCAUAUUUGCCAUUGCCACUUCUAUUUACGUGAGCUUUAGACUGGCUGCGAUGUACGGAAUCGCCAUGGCCGCUUUGGGAAUGCUCAGUACUAUAGCUACUGGUCUUGCCAUUGAUGCUUAUGGUCCCAUAAGUGACAAUGCUGGUGGUAUUGCUGAAAUGGCUGGCAUGAGCCACUCGAUACGCGAAAGGACCGAUGCUUUAGACGCUGCGGGAAACACCACUGCCGCUAUCGGCAAGGGAUUUGCGAUUGGUUCCGCUGCACUUGUAUCUCUCGCUCUAUUUGGCGCCUACGUUAGCCGAGCAGGCAUUGAGUCAGUCGACGUAUUGACACCAAAGGUCUUCAUUGGCCUAAUAGUUGGAGCCAUGCUACCCUACUGGUUUUCAGCCAUGACAAUGAAGAGCGUCGGGAGUGCGGCUCUCAAAAUGGUCGAAGAAGUUCGUCGGCAAUUCAAUUCGAUUCCGGGACUAAUGGAAGGCACGGCUAAACCAGACUACGCAAACUGUGUCAAGAUCUCAACCGAUGCCUCACUGAGGGAAAUGAUACCACCCGGUGCACUUGUUAUGCUUACUCCGCUUAUCGUUGGAACCUUCUUCGGAGUCGAAACUCUGGCCGGUGUCCUAGCCGGCUCACUGGUAUCGGGCGUCCAAGUUGCCAUCUCAGCUUCCAACACAGGAGGAGCAUGGGAUAACGCCAAGAAAUAUAUUGAGGCAGGUGGUAGCGAGCAUGCGAAGUCACUGGGUCCAAAGGGUUCGGAUUGUCACAAAGCUGCAGUGAUAGGUGAUACAAUAGGAGAUCCACUCAAGGACACUUCUGGACCAUCACUCAACAUCCUCAUUAAGCUCAUGGCGGUUGAGUCAUUGGUGUUUGCUCCAUUCUUUGCCGCACAUGGCGGCUUGCUUUUCAAAGUGCUCUAAAG
Messenger RNA from Hibiscus syriacus, 2340 nucleotides. Its product is annotated as pyrophosphate-energized vacuolar membrane proton pump 1-like. The transcript is spliced from 6 exons. The coding region runs from base 56 to 2338 and encodes 760 amino acids. NCBI's taxonomy places the organism in Eukaryota, Viridiplantae, Streptophyta, Magnoliopsida, Malvales, Malvaceae. Gene Ontology annotation, biological process: proton transmembrane transport. Gene Ontology annotation, molecular function: inorganic diphosphate phosphatase activity; diphosphate hydrolysis-driven proton transmembrane transporter activity. The record is from RefSeq and is a predicted model, not a curated record. Gene Ontology annotation, cellular component: membrane.